UGCUACGAUGCUUCAGUACGGAGGAAGCUGAUCCUCCCUCCUGUAUCCCAGCUUAAUGCAUCUUUAGAAGCCUCUGGACCAGCUCAUGUCUAAAGCUGCACGCUUCUAAAUUACCAGAGGGAAAAGAAAAUCAUGUCUCCAUUAUUAUUACUCACAUGGGUUGCUGCGCUUCAGCAAGGACAUCUGACCCUGGCAGAAUUUUGCUACAAUGACCUGGUUUCCCCUUUGUACUUUACAUCAUUUGAGGCUUCUUCAAGAUACUCCAUUUUUUAUGCAGCUAACUUUGCACGGCUUUUUGGUAGCAGUGGGUGGUCUCCCGCUCCUGGGGAUAAAAAUCCAUGGCUUCAAAUAGACCUGAGGAGAAAAUAUGAAAUAAAAGGAAUUGCCACUCAGGGAACACAUAACACUUAUUAUGACUGGGUUACAAGGUACAUCCUGCUUUUUGGUGACCGUCCUGAUACUUGGAAACCAUUCUUCCAGCAGGGAACUAACUGGACAUUCUUUGGCAAUGUCAAUACAUCAGGGGUGAAAGAGCACCGUCUCCACUACCCUAUCAAGGCACGCUAUAUUCGUUUUGUUCCUGUAGCCUGGAAUCCAAGGGGAAAGAUCGGGCUUCGAGUUGCACUUUAUGGCUGUGAAAGCAACCAUGAUGUCCUAUCUUUCGAUGGUGAUGACCUAUUUUCCUACCAGUUCAGAAAAAAGACCAAUCGGACUUUACAGGAUAAUAUUUCUUUCAAUUUCAAGACCUUGGAAAAGGAUGGGGUGCUGAUGCAUGCGGAAGGCUCACAAGGAGACUACAUUACAUUGGAGCUUCAGAAGGCGCAAUUGAUCUUCCGCAUGAGCCUGGGAAACAGCCCUCUCCAAUCUAUAGAUAGUCACACAGUUGUCACACUUGGGAGCCUGUUAGAUGACCAGCACUGGCACUCGGUAUAUAUCCAACGAAAUUUGCGUGAUCUCAACAUUACAUUGGAUGGGGAAACACAGAGAAUACGAUGCAAGGGUCAUUUUGACCAGCUGGAUCUGGAUAAAGAGAUAUUUUUCGCUGGCAUUUUACAUGAAGGAAAAAGCAUUUCUUACAAGCAGAACUUUCGUGGCUGCCUGGAGAACAUCGUCUUUAAUAAUGUGCACAUCGCUGACCUGGCAAGGAGGAAUAAGUCAUCUAUUCGCUUUGUGGGCAAGGUGCGCUUCUCAUGUGUGGAAAUGCCUUAUGUUCCUGUCACAUUUUCUGGCAUUAACAACUAUCUAAUGGUGCCGGGAGUUCCUGCCAAUUUGAAAGUGACAGUGAGCUUUAAAUUUCGGACAUGGGACACCAUUGGUCUUCUGAUGUUCACCAGCUUUGCUGGUUCCAUGGGAUCAUUGGAAAUGGCUCUAAGCGAAGGUCAAAUUAAUGUGACCAUUUCCCAGCCCCACAAGAAGAAGCUGGUGUUUGCGGCUGGAUAUCGGCUAAAUGAUGGCUUCUGGCACUCUGUCUCCUUGGUGGCCAGAGAGAACUCUGCUGUGGUUAUUAUUGAUGAAGAUGAAGGAGCACAGUUCAAAAUUAACUACCAGUUCCAGCUUCGGUCAGGAGAUACCUAUUAUUUUGGAGGGUGCCCCAAACCAGCUGCCGCCUCUGGCUGCUAUUCCAACCAGACAGCAUUUCAUGGCUGCAUGCAACUGAUAAAUGUGGACGGUCAACCUGUGGACUUCCAUCGUAUGCAGCUGGGGUGGCUGGGAAGAUUCUCAGAAGUCAUGUUCAAUGUCUGUGCAAUUGCUGACAGGUGCCGGCCAAAUCUUUGUGAACAUGGAGGUCGCUGCUACCAAUCCUGGGAUGACUUCUUCUGCAUCUGUGACAUGACGGGUUACAAGGGAGAAACCUGCCAUAAAUCACUCUUCAAGGAAAACUGUGAUGCCUACAGAAUCAGUGGAAAAUACUCUGGCAAUUUCACUGUGGAUCCUGAUGGCAGUGGCCCUUUAAAGCCAUUUACAGUCUACUGUGACAUAUCUGAGGAAAGAGCAUGGUCCAUUGUACAAAAUGAUCGGUAUUAUCGCACCAAGGUCGUCGGCUCCAAUCCUGACCAGCCAUUUCUAGGGGAGGUAAAUUACUGGAAUGCCUCCUGGGGAGAAGUGUCCUCACUGGCUAAUGGGUCUGAAUACUGUGAACAAAGAAUAGAAUUCUCCUGCUACAGAUCCAGGCUCCUCAAUACACCAAUGGGAUUGCCAUACAGCUUCUGGAUGGGACGAAAUAAUGAGAGACAUUUUUACUGGGGUGGCUCUAACCCUGGUAUUCAAAGAUGUGCCUGUGGCAUAGAGAAAACAUGUGCUGAUCCCAGACAUUUUUGUAAUUGUGAUGCUGACCAUCUUCAAUGGAGAUAUGACAAAGGCUUACUGACUUUCCGUGAUCAUCUACCUGUGACCCAAGUUGUUGUGGGGGAUACUAACCGUUCCAGCUCCGAGGCUUGGUUUUCAGUGGGACCUCUUCGUUGUUAUGGAGACAGGAAUACCUGGAACGCUGUGACGUUUAUGAAACCUGCCAGUCUCAUUUACCCAACUUUCCAACCAAACCAGAGUAUGGACAUCUCCUUCUACUUCAAGACAAGUUCCUAUUCUGGGACAUUUCUUGAAAAUAUGGCGAGUGACUUCCUGAUCUUUAUCAGGAUAGAGUUGAAUACAACAAGAGACCUCGUGUUCAUCUAUGAUAUUGGGAAUGGUCAUGAAAAUGUUACUGUUAAGUACCCUUUUCCUCUAAAUGACAAUGAAUGGCAUGAGGUAAAAGCUGAAAUGAAUGUCAAACUUGCCCGUCUGAAGGUGGACAAAAUGCCUUGGGUGAUCCGCAAUUUCCCUUUCCAGACCUAUCUCAACACUUCAUAUGAUCGGCCCCUUUAUGUAGGUUCAGCAGAUUACAGGAUGAAACCUUACAUUGGAUGUCUCAGAGGACUUCGAAUGAAUGGUGUGACAUUGGAUCUCGAAGGCAAGGCCAAUGAAACUAUAGGAGUAAGAACCAACUGCACUGGCCACUGUGAAAAUCCCCAGAUGGAGUGUCAGAAUGGAGCCCGUUGUAUAGAGAGAUACAGCCACUACAUGUGUGAUUGUAAUGGAACUGGCUAUGAAGGACCAUUCUGCACAAGAGACAUUGGCGCAUAUUUUGAGGCGGGCGUCUGGUUACGUCACAAUAUCCUGUCAGCUGGGAUGGUGGCGGCCAAGGAGUUUGCCAAAGUUGUGACCCUUCCACUGUUUGUUAAUAACCUCACACGUGAAGAAAUUUCAUUUAGUUUCAGGACCUACACAGCUCCAGCGGUAUUGAUGUACAUAAGCUCGUUCUCGUCAGAUUACAUAGCAUUCCUACUCAGGCCCGAUGGUACGUUGCAGCUGAAUUAUCAACUGCGAAGCAAUAGCCAAAAUGUCUUCCAACUGAGCAAGAAAAACAUGACUGAUGGCAGACCUCACAGGGUUAAUGUCACCAGAGAUUACCGAACGCUGUACUACCAGGUGGACUAUUAUGAUGUUGUACAGAAACAGUUCUUGUUGUGGGAAGAUCCCAAGUUUGAUUCUCCAAAAGCUAUUUAUCUUGGAAGGGUUGUUGAGACUGGAACAAUAGAUUCGGAUGUGCAGAACUUUAACACACCAGGCUUUAUAGGAUGCCUAGCAGAUGUACGUUUCAACAACAUCACUCCAAUACGAGACAUUUUCCGGUCCUCUAGAGCUGCAGCACUGAUCACAGUAAAGGGAAAUCUGGUGGAGUCUAACUGUGGAGCCAUGCCUCUGAAGGUGUACCACAUACCAUACGAACUGGACCCAUGGUAUAUGGGUGCAGUAUUUCCCCAUGUACAUGACGAUGGCCUUGCUGGAAUAAUUGCAUUUGUGGUGAUUUUCCUCUUCCUCCUUGCGAUUGCUUGUUUGUUUUUGGUUUAUCAUUAUUUUCACCGAUAUAAAGGAUCUUACCUCACCAAUGAGCCAAAGGCUAUAGACACUGCAAGCGCUCCAAAGUCUUCUAUGAGGAAGGAGCAGCCCCUUCCACAAAUUGAGGAAGAAGAGGCUAGGGCAGAAUAGCCUUGACUGUGGUAGUAUUCUCCAGGAAGCAGCAGCCAUCUGUUCACGUGAAGUCUGGGAACUUUGCCACUGGAAUACCUUAUUAGUCCUGCUCAUUUUUGUGAAAGAUGGGGAUGGGGUGAGGACAGACCACAAAAAAUAUAAAUAACGGACUGAGAGAGUUACAAUAUCAUCUGGUAGAGCAGUCAGAGAACAGCAGGCUUCUGAGGAGUGAGUAUAUCAUUCAUCUUCCAGCAUCUAAGGUACCUGCCUUCAUUACAGUAUUUCCUGAGAAUAAUGCUUUUCCAUAACUAUCCCACUAUGAAAAGUUUCCAUUUUUAAAGAAAUACGGGUAGCGGGCCCCACCUCACAAUAAACAAUUUUUGUGCUUCCGUCCACAGCAUACAGUAUGUAGUACUCACUAACUAAACUGUAAAAGGCAUAAUCUAGAACCAACUAUCUAAAGGUAAAGGUAACCUCUGGCACUCCAGCUAUUGUGAAACUACAACUCUCAGAAUGCUCCAUUUACUUCUAUGGGAGUUCCAGGAACAGCCGAGCAAGUGUGCAUGCUGGGAAUUGUAGUUUUACAACAGCUGGAGUCCUGGAGGUAGGUUGUAGACUCCUGCUCUAGAGCCUGUGGUAUGUGUACCCCAGAGGGUAAACAUCCGAUUUUUAGCAGUUCGGCCUCAUGCCCAAGGCCGUGUCCGUAUUUCAGUCUGUAAAAUACGCACACCUUCUGUGUGGCUUCUAUUUAUUUCUCAUCCCCAAUAUGAAAAAGAAAAGGGCAUGUUCUAUAAUUUGCAGAAUGUAAAAAUUGAACUGCAAAAAACGCUGAGGCUACUUUCACACUGGCGUUUUCGCUUUCUGUUUGUGAGAUCUGUUCAGGGCUCUCACAAGCGGC
Messenger RNA from Bufo bufo (common toad), 4906 nucleotides. It is a transcript of the gene CNTNAP1, whose product is annotated as contactin associated protein 1. NCBI's taxonomy places the organism in Eukaryota, Metazoa, Chordata, Amphibia, Anura, Bufonidae. Bases 133 to 4026 code for a protein of 1297 amino acids. The record is from RefSeq and is a predicted model, not a curated record. The transcript is spliced from 24 exons.